CUUGAACUAUUUUAUUCUCUAAAUAGCAUUUGAACUGUUUUAUUCCUUAAAUAGCACUUAAUAAUGUCCCUAAACUGUUUUAGUGUUGUUUAAAUAAAUUACUCUUAUAAUAAACAACAGAGACAAACACACGUAAGGUGUUUCGAGGAAAAUGGACGGAAGGAUACAUCCCAUGAGGAUGAAAUAUACCAACCCCAAAUUCUCUCCCUAUAUAUAUGUACACAAACGUGCAUAUAUCUAACUUCAUUCAAAAUUGUAAUCUAAAAAUGGAAGCACAAAUGGUGUACACGGCUUGUGCUCUCAUAAUUGCCAUAUUGUUUUUCGUAGCCGCCGUUCAUAAACUUCUUCCCAAAAAAACACACAAAAACCUGCCCCCAACCCCGCCCGGCCGCCUCCCCAUAAUAGGCCACGCCCACCUCUUGAAAACCCUCCUCCAUAGGACCUUGUACGACUACUCCAAGACCCUUGGGCCCAUAUUCUCCCUCCGCUUCGGCCCCCGCCUCGUGGUGGUGGUCUCGUCCUCCGUGCUCGUGGAGGAGUGCUUCUCCAAGAACGACAUUCUGCUCGCGAACCGCCCGCGAACGUCCGUGGACCGCACGUCGCUGGGGUUCAGCCCCACGAGUGUGAUCGGGGCCCCCUACGGGGACCACUGGCGCAACUUGCGCAAGUUGUGCGAUCUUGAAAUCUUUUCCCCUACUCGUCUCACGUCGUUUCUCUCGAUCAGACGAGACGAGAGGAACCGCAUGAUAUCUAGUCUGUACAAGAUCUCGUCGAGCGGCAAAUUUGCCAAGGUGAAUGUGGAAAAUAAGAUCGUCGAGUUGACAUUCAACAACAUAAUGAGAAUGGUGGCGGGGAAGAGGUACUACGGGGAGGAGGCGGAGGACGACGAGGAGGCGAAAACAUUCCGGGAGUUGACCAAGGAGGCGCUGGAGUUGACCAGCGCUUCCAACCCCGGCGAGAUUUUUCCGGUGUUGGGAUGGUUAGGUUUUAACGGUCUGGAGAAGAAGUUGACGGCUCACUCACGGAAAACGGACGAGUUCAUGAGUGCCUUGCUGAAUCAACACCGCCGCCGUCAAAUAACGGAGCAACGGGAGAACACCAUGGUUGAUCGUUUGCUUGCUCUCCAACAAUCCCAGCCUAAAUCUUACACCGAUGAAACCAUUACUGGCCUCAUCAUUGCAAUAAUAAUAGCAGGAACAGAUGCAUCGGUUGUUACCACAGAGUGGGUAAUGACACUUUUAUUGAACCAUCCGGAGGUGCUAAAGAAGGCGAGACAAGAACUGGACGAACGUGUCGGGCACGACCGGCUAGUUGAAGAAGAAGAUUUACCCAAACUACGCUACCUUCACUACAUCAUUCUCGAGACUCUUAGGUUGUUUCCCUCGGUCCCACUCUUGGUCCCUCACGUGCCGUCGCAGGAUGUUACCAUUGGAGGCUACGAUGUCCCUAAGGAUGCAAUGAUGCUGGUCAAUGCGUGGGCAGUCCAUAGGGAUCCUAAGGUGUGGCAUGAAGACCCUUUGAACUUUAGGCCAGAAAGGUUCGAAAACAUAAAGGAAAUUGAGACCCAAACAUUGUUGCCAUUUGGGAUGGGAAGAAGGGCUUGCCCUGGUGCUGGACUGGCACAGAAGUUUGUAGGGUUGGCCGUAGGGUCACUCAUUCAGUGCUUUGAUUGGGAAAGGCCAAGCGCUGGGAAAAUUGACCUUUGUGAAUGCUCUGGGACUACCUUGGCUAAGGCCCACACUCUUGAAGCUCUUUGCAAGCCUAGAGAUGUCAUGCUCAAAGUCAUUGAACAAGUUUUCCUGGAUUAAAUAAGACACUCAUCGACCCAUCGGAAGACUUCAAUUAAUUAGUGGUAUGUUC
This is a messenger RNA of Cuscuta campestris, 1860 nucleotides long. NCBI's taxonomy places the organism in Eukaryota, Viridiplantae, Streptophyta, Magnoliopsida, Solanales, Convolvulaceae. The record is from the annotation of a GenBank genome assembly.